UCAGAGAGUCCCAUCGCCUGUGCAAAAAGCAGCCAUCACACCGAGAUGGGCACUGGUGGGACUGGCCGGAUCUGGAGUGUCCAUCUCCAGUGCUGACAGGCCAGUCUUGUACUUAGAACGUCAUGUCAUCUUGGAGAACUGCUGCUUCUGUGCUUCAGUGCUCUUCAUCUCUGCUGCCCUGUGCAGAGAAGGACAGGAGCAGGAGGACACAGAGGAGUUUCUGGGCACAUCGGUUGCAGGAACCUUUGCAAUGGAUGACAGAGCAGAUUCUCUGAUGACUGUGCAUCUUCUCGCCAAUUCAGGACACUCGUUGCUUCUGCAGCAAACUCUGGAUCAGCUUUUGGGGUGGAUCUGCCCAGACAUUCGCCUUUUCCUGGUGUCUGAGCGAGUUACUCCGUUGAAAUACUAUGAGAGAUGCCGUAAGAGAAGCUGUGGCUUUCCCGGAAUAUCUGUUCUCCUUUUUCUACAUGAGGACUUGGGAGAAGAACGGAUUUUCCAGGUCCAUGAGCAAUUCCAGCAUCCCCCCUGGCGCUACCAGUGUGCCCAGAUUGCUAAUGGGCAAAGCUACCCCUGUGCCCCAGCUCACCAGGACUUCUACAGCCUGGACGAGCAGAUGCCCGUCUGGGGCAUCAGGCGGGUUCACUGUGGCCCCGAAAUCCUGCGUGUCACCAUCUACUGCAGCUUUGAGAACUAUGAGGAUGCAGUGAGACUCUACGAGAUGAUCCUGCAGAAGGAAGCAACCACACAGAAAAGCAGCUUCUGUGUCUUCGUGCUGCACACAGCCCGAGGCGCUGCCGUGCAGCUCUGCCUGAAGCAGCUGCCCAUCGGGGUGCCCGCCGAGCCCAAGGACUCCUCAGCCUUGCAGUUCAGGGUGCAAGAAAUGGGGCAGCUGGUGCCUCUCCUGCCCAACCCAUGCAUUCCUAUCAGUAGCACCAGGUGGCAAACACAAGACUACGAAGGAAAUACAAUUCUGCUUCAGGUUCAAGGCAGCUCCAAGCCCCAUGAAACAAAUGUUGGAUUUUCCCAUCAGCAUGAUAAUACAAGUGGUGACAAAAUCUAUCAGGACUCGGUCCCCUUCCCUGUAAAGCGGGGUAAUUCUGGUUGGAGAAGCCAGGAGGUUAGAGCUGCGAAGAGUAAAACAAAAUCUGAGCAAAGUGAAGCCCUAACCACUGAGCAAGCCAGCGGUGGCCUCUUCAGACACUUCUCCUCUCCUCCCAGCGGGCCAGCAGGCCGGUGGGGGUGGGAUGCCCCCUCCCUCCGCAGGCAGGCCAGCACCCAGCUCCAGGCUUCUCUCCAGGAGAGCCGUGUUCGUCGGCAGGCAGCGGAGACCAACGUGGACACAGGGCUGGUGGUGACAAACCCCUCCAGCAGCCGCUGCCCCCUGCACCGCUUCUCCAGGGGCCUGCGGAGCAGCCUCCUCCAGCCCCCUGUGCCCGCGGACGGGCCCUCCCCAGACAGGACCCAGCUGCUGCUUGCUGCAGCCAAAAGGAGUAAAGGAGCAGGGCAGAGAGCUUCGGGCCUCCUCCCACAAAGGCUGCAGGCCAGCCCCACAAACAGAGUGGAGGAGGAGGAAGAGGAGGAGGAAUUCUUUAUAUGACUGGAAACAGCCGUGCCAGAUGGACUCAUCAUUUCCAAACAACAGCACAGUGCUUCCGUGUGUGUCACGGCCACCGACGCUCACUUUCCAUGGAGCAAUGCUAGGGAGGCUGAGGACAAAGCUGGGAAAACAGCAGUGUGUUUGCAGAAAGGUUUAUUUUGUUUUGUUUUUAAUGCAGAACAGAUUGGAGGAUUACUGUGCGAUGAAUAGGAAUAAGCCAUAUGACUUCUAAGAUGUUAAAAGUAAUAGCCAGUGAUGCGUUCAGAAGGUGCAUCUUGCCUGAGCUGCCCAAGUGGCAGGAUGCCCCAGCUUUGGGGACUCACUUGUCUCCAUGGGAUGUAUUGGCAAAAGGCAGUGGCAUGAGCAUGGUGGCAAAGCCCAUUUUCCUCUGUUUCUUCUCACUUCCCCUGUUGUUGGUAUUUAAAAGCUAUCAGUGUGUUCAAUUUUCUGCAAGAUGUGAAGCACAAGAAUGUUCUUUUCAAACACUUUUUGGAUUUUUUUUUUCUAAAGACAUCUUUCCCCCAGAUUAGCACAGUACACACAAAAAACAAACACUUGUGGAGACUAGUUUGAGCUGCUCAUGCUCCACUAAGACCUGCUGUUUCUUAUGACACUUAAAAUAAAUCCAGCAACAGGCCAGCCUUUGUUAGACCAAAUGUGCUGUUAUCAGCAGGCAAUCCUAAUUGGGUUUUAAUUAACAGAAGACAAGGGAAAUUAAGAGUCUUGGAGGGUAAUGCUGAAGAGUAAAAGGGAAAGGAGAAAUGAAGUAAUGUUUCAGCAGCAGAUGCUGAAAUAACUCCCAUCUUGAUCAGCACCUUUCUUUUCUCAAGUAGGAUAAAGCAAAUGUCAAAGCUAGUGAGGUGGGAAGGACAUGACAGAUGGUUGAAAUUAUUAAAAGAAAAGCCAAAUCUGGUCACACCUUACAAGCAGCAGGAACAAAAAGGUAUUUUCUCCUUAAAUAUAUCUGAGCUCCACUUUACACAGAAGUGUGACUGUGUUUGGAGAGUGCCUUCUCACUGCCUGCUCUUAGUUUACAGCUCAGGUUUGAGAGGUGAUGGCUCCUUGUGGCCCAAGGAGAGGGCAGUGAGCAGCGAUGGGGCCUUCCUGGGGGACUCUGCACCAUUCUACAGGUGUGCAGCACCAGUACCUGUGCUGCUGGACUCAGACCAUGGUUGGCAGUGCAGACCCUUCUAGACACUGGUGGGCAGUGUGGACCCUCCUGGUUGCUGCAGUGGGCUGUGCAGCCCUGGAGUGCCGGAGAGUGGUGGUGUUGCCUGGCGUUGGCUCAGGCUUCAGGGAGGCCCAGGUUUUGGGGAAGGCUCAAAGGUACAGCUGAGUUAGUCUGAAGGUGGGAACAGGGCAGUCCCUGUUCUGUGCCCUUGCAGCUGGUGUUGCCCUGGGAAUGAUGCUCACAUGCCCUCCAAUGCAGGGACCUGAAUGUGCAAAAGGCUGAACAGGACCCCAGUUCCACUGGACUCUUGCAAACAUGUUUUCAUUAAUUCUGUGAAGCUUUGAACUUCUUAAUAAA
Apus apus (common swift) is the source of this 3125-nucleotide messenger RNA. RefSeq names its product family with sequence similarity 124 member B (gene FAM124B). The record is from RefSeq and is a predicted model, not a curated record. The coding region runs from base 251 to 1597 and encodes 448 amino acids. NCBI's taxonomy places the organism in Eukaryota, Metazoa, Chordata, Aves, Apodiformes, Apodidae. The transcript has 3 exons. Gene Ontology annotation, cellular component: nucleoplasm.